AUGAGUUGCUCGACUUUGUCAUCCGCUGCACCUGUGCCCACCUCCACUCGUGCCGACAGUGUCAUGCCAUUGGAGCCAGGUGGGUGAGAAAGAACAGAGUACGGUAGAUGCUGCGCCCACUCAGCGGGAAACGCGGCGGACGUCGUCAAACUAUCAGUUGUGGGAGGAGAAGGUGAGGUAGAUGCAGCGCAGGUCUACUUCAUCCACUUAAACUACGUGUGACUGGCGCCAGGCUGGACAUUCGGAAGUUCUUCUUUUGAAACAGAGUGAUCGAGGCUUGGAAUGCUCUGCCUGCAGAUGUCGUCAUGUCCACCACCGUCGAGGCUUUUAGGCGCAAGUUGGACCAGUGUUCCACCAAACGUCAUAAUGUCACCUGACUGACGUCUUAGUAUUUCGUUCGAACAGUUAAUUAAUAUUGUCAUAUUACUGUCUGUAUUUCAGUAACGUUUAUUUUUUAUUAUUGUCCCAUGUCUGUUGAAUGUGGAUGUUAACAUUCAAUUCGUCUCCCACAGAAACUGAGAUAACACCAAUUAUCCAUAGACAGACUACUGUACAGCACAUUUAGUAACGUUAAUGUUUUAACACUUGGAACAAUUCGUUUAUCUGUCUGCUUUCGAAAACUUUGUCAAUCUGAAGAAACUCUGUAGCUGUUUGAUGUUUUCAUUUUCAAAUUUUUGAUAUAGUUCGCUUCCUUGUAACAAAUAGGGAGUUCAAAGGUUCAACACUUAUAUUUCCCUCAAAUAAACUGAAACUGAAUAGACAAGUCCACACUAAAAUUACCGCUGCAGGGCCAACCUCGUCGUCUGGCAUGGCCGAAAUAUCGCGGCAAGUUAUGCAACUGCGCUGUAGCGGUCACUCCCAGGUUACAACAUCACGUACACAACAGCAGGAUGUGGUGUAAUCUUGUGCCUGCCAUGAGGUCCCCGCUGAAGGUAUUAUACUCAGUCACUCUUCUGAGCAAAUGCGGCGAACUUUAGCCUGUGUAUUUUUAGAGGGUCCUUACUGCACUGGGGUGAAUAGAUCUUACAGGGCAUUACGCCGUCUUACAACUUCUGUUUAAAGACAGGACCAGUGUUUCGCCAAAUAGCGGCAUCAUCGUGCCUAGUAUUUGGACUUCUGGGUGUUUGUGGCAUCGACUACUAUGAUUUUGAUUCUUUUUCGUUUGCUUCGCACGAUUGUAGUCCACCAUCAUGGCUUUUUUCUCCGCCUACAGCUUCUUGGUUUGCUGGUGUUGACAAGCUGAACGGCACACUCGCCAACCGGAAGACAUCACACGUCGGCGAGACGAACCUGGCUCCAUCAGCGCCCCUCUACAGCUUGGGGGUCACACCGACACGCCGUGUUCCCCCGACCGGUGCUGCUGGCUAUUGCGGUAACCCGGGAACCACGAUCACCAAGCCGGACUGGGCUGCUAAGUAUGUCAGGAGCCUUUUCACCUGUCCAUUCUCCAAAGCUCAUUGGAGGCCUGUCGACCGACUUGAGCGAAAUUUUAUCUUGACUUCAGUAGCCAGCAGUAUCCUACCUUGGUCACAUUAGAGGUGUGCCUUACAGAGCGCCUGGCUCAGUCUCUGGUCCUCCUGAUCAACGAAAUUGUCGGCUGAUGAGGGCGAAUAAGCCAGAAACCGUCAUUCCAGUCUGUUUGUCCUUGACGAUUGCGCGUCCCAAGCCAAUCUGAAACCAAAAGUCCUAGAUUUGAGAUCCAGUCAGUUUUUUUCCGCGUGCUUCCGUGAGACAGACACGAGAUGCAAAUCUCCCCCAAGAUUUUCUGGCUCGGUGUAAGCCACUUUACACAUGAAAUAUGUCGAAAUUUAAGAAACCUUAAUCACUCGCAAACUGGCGCGGAUUAGUGAAAUGAAACUCUUUAUUAACAAUGAACGACUUGAGGCGAAUUGAAAAGAUAAAAGAGGUUACUAGAAGUGAUAUCGUGUCGUAUUGAAACAUCACCUUUUUUUAGAAAAGCAGCAAUUCCGACUACUUCGAAACUCUUUGGGUGGGCGUUGUCGCUUACGGCGGUCGAACUGCCGUGUCAGAAAAGUAAGCUUUACCUGUUACACUUGGGUACGACAGUUCGACCGUUGUUGCCGACAAUGUCCACCGUGUGCUCUACAUCAAGGUGAGAGCAGGGACGGUGACUUGUGCGUGAAUUAGUUUAUAGUGAUGGCAGCAUCCAAGGCACCCUCUCCUUCUCCCCCGCCUGGACCCGGUGUCAAGACAGGGUUAAGACCGUAGGCGGGGAAGGGCGCAGAUGGAUGGCACGGUCGAACCCGCACACUGGCACUCCGCUACAAACCCCUUGGUCCGUACAGCAAAUGGUCAGGUUUUUAACCAACAACAAAUAUAGGGGGCGACAGGGUCCCAGUGCGCGCGACGUUUGUCGACAACCGGGUCUGCCACUGCACCCCGAAAUGUUGGCGUUUGUUAUGGUGCACAAAUCCGAUAACGCCUGUGAGAGUCCGACAUGGCCCCCGUGUUGGUCCAACGCAUCAACCACGUGGCCCGCUUUGGGGGCAACACACUUAGGUUCAAUCGGUCUAAUACAGUCUCACCGCAGUGAAUCCGAUUCAGCGCGAUCUCUCCCCAUAAUGAGUCAGUCGCGUUCUUGAACCCUCGCGAUGUCCUACAUUUUGGGACUUAAAGGACUGCAGGCAGGUAGAAUAGCAGGUUCUAAUGACUCUGGAAGCAAUACCUACAAAAUCAAGGGAGAUUGAUGGGACUAUUUCUGGCAUAUUAGGCAUCGUCAGUCAGCCAUGCCCAACCCAGGUCUGGGUAACCUGACUUUCGAUGAUGAACAGUGGGAGUUUAUACCGCACUCUAGUGAAAAAAUUAACUGCGCUCAGUUUAGUAGGCCUGAUCUAAAUCGACCGUUCAAAUAGAAAUGUGUGACACUCCUCACGGCCGGUUGGAAAUAUCGCCCCAGCUGCCUUCCCGUCAUAUUCCAUGGCAGUCAGUAUUUACUAAUUUAAUGCACUACUCCUCUGCCAGUCGUUCACAAGCCCCGACACCGGGAGUAAGUUGGCAGUAUGACUCUUUGGUACUCUCCUUUAGGCUGUCAACUAGUUAGGGCUGAUAAGCUGGUUCGUUCCGUCCACUCAAUACAUCAUGCUCCGAUGCCUGUCUGCUACUCACAGAGUUCUCUGUCUGCUCUUUCAGAUACCUCAAGUCUUAA
This is a messenger RNA of Spirometra erinaceieuropaei, 3166 nucleotides long. NCBI's taxonomy places the organism in Eukaryota, Metazoa, Platyhelminthes, Cestoda, Diphyllobothriidea, Diphyllobothriidae. The record is from the annotation of a GenBank genome assembly.